Messenger RNA from Limulus polyphemus (Atlantic horseshoe crab), 1759 nucleotides. It is a transcript of the gene veli, whose product is annotated as protein lin-7 homolog C-like. Gene Ontology annotation, cellular component: basolateral plasma membrane; synapse; cell-cell junction. The transcript is spliced from 7 exons. Gene Ontology annotation, biological process: neurotransmitter secretion; protein localization to basolateral plasma membrane; maintenance of epithelial cell apical/basal polarity. Gene Ontology annotation, molecular function: protein binding. Lineage: Eukaryota; Metazoa; Arthropoda; Merostomata; Xiphosura; Limulidae. The coding region runs from base 1 to 756 and encodes 251 amino acids. The record is from RefSeq and is a predicted model, not a curated record.
AUGGUUGAAGGAAUUAUGGGUAUCAAGUUCUCCAGAUGUGAUAGAAAGUGUUUGUCAUGUCUUCACUUCUUCACCCUAUUGUUUCCUUCCCUCCACUUUUGCCAUCCCCCAUAUCCUACCGCUCUUCCUGAUUGGAACCUCAAUGUCAUCAGCCAUACACUUACACUUCAGCAAGAUGUUAAGCGGGCCAUAGAAUUACUUGAGAGGCUUCAAAAGAGUGAGUACAGCUCUUGGUUGGGUGGAGAGGUCCCUAAUCAAAAGUUGGCAGCCUUGCAGAAAGUCUUACAAAGUGAGUUUUGUAAUGCUGUAAGGGAAGUUUAUGAACAUGUGUAUGAAACUGUGGAUAUCUCUGGAAGUCCUGACAUUAGAGCUAGUGCAACAGCCAAGGCAACAGUUGCAGCUUUUGCUGCCAGUGAAGGCCAUGCACAUCCACGUGUUGUGGAGCUCCCUAAAACUGAUGAAGGAUUGGGAUUCAAUGUCAUGGGAGGUCGAGAGCAAAACUCACCAAUUUACAUCUCUCGCAUUAUUCCUGGGGGUAUAGCAGACAGGCAUGGGGGUUUGAAACGUGGAGACCAGCUGCUGUCUAUAAAUGGAGUGAGUGUUGAGGGAGAAAAUCAUGAGAAAGCGGUACAGCUAUUGAAAGCAGCCCAGGGCAGUGUGAAACUUGUAGUCCGUUACACUCCGAAAGUCUUAGAGGAGAUGGAGAUGAGAUUUGAUAAACAAAGAGCCAUGAGAAGGCGUCAAAAUAUCCAAUAAACAUGACUGUAUUUUUCAGUUAUAAAACUACAUUUUGAUAUGUUUAUGUUGUUUUUGUGACUGAAGAAUAUUAGUAUUUUAGUAAUUCAUGUUCAGUGCGUGUUACUUAUGGGUAAGGGUUUCGUAUUCAUUCCAGUAAGAUAACUAAGGUACAUUGUUUGCAAUUAUUUUAUUAAAUUGCUUAUAUAUUUUAGAACCAAGGUGUCUGUUUAAACAUUACAAAUUAUUUGAGAAAUACCCAUUUGUGUACGAGAUAUAACAUUUUUACUCGUUAUUUCUGGCCGACAAUAUUGAAAAGACGUCUGUACAUUAAUAGUGGUGAAGGAAGAUCCGGUAGCAUAACAUUUUGAAUUAUUUUAUUCUUGAUAAGUCAGUUAAUAAUGAGGUUAGCCAAUAUCUAAAAAAUCUAAUAAAAGCAUAUUUACUUUUUAUGUUUGAUAGAAUUUAACCCAUAAAUUAAUCAGAUAUUUUUUACCUUUGCACUGCAUGAAAUUACUUGUCUAACAGGUUGGUUCAAAACACAAGUUUUAUGAUAAAAAUUGUAAUUCUAGAAGUAUUGGUGGGUGGAAUGAAUUUAUGGAGAGAGACUAAAAUUUCCAAAUUUUUUGUUUCAAAUUAGUCAUUCAGAAAAGAACUGUGCAUACUUAGUUGUUUCAGUCCACAAUGUAAAUAGUAUUUGGUGGAUUUAGAUUUAUGAAAGAAAACAUUUUAAUUGUUUUAAUAAUUAUGACUGAUUUUUGUUGUCUACACUAAAUCCAAAGGUUCAGCAACUGUAAAGCCAAUGUUAUAUGGCAAUCUUUAUGUGGUUGUAGACUGAUAACUUUUAGUUCAGGUUGAAAACAUUUAACAGACAAGGCUGAAUUAAAAUCAUUAUUUGUAAAACAUUAAUUUUGCUGUUCAUCUAGUUUUCACUUUGAUAAGAUUAUGUUAUGUUAAAGAAGCAAUUUGUCAAAGGCCACUUCUGUAGUAUGUCGUGCAGCUUGAGAGAAGAAUCAGAUGUUAU